AUGAAAUUGUUGGCUGAGCCGGACGACGUUUUGUGUUUGGUUUUGGACUUUGACGUCGAAGUGGACUUAGUGGAGGGGGUACUGAUUGACGUGAAAUUUAAAACGACUUUUUGCCGGAACUCGCUUCGCUUGAUGGCGUUUUGCUUGAACUCGCUUCGCUUGACUGUUUCUUACUUGAACUCGCUUCACUUGAAGUCGAUUCACUUGAAGUCGAUCCACUAG
Plasmopara halstedii is the source of this 222-nucleotide messenger RNA. RefSeq lists its product as uncharacterized. Lineage: Eukaryota; Oomycota; Peronosporomycetes; Peronosporales; Peronosporaceae. The transcript has 2 exons. The record is from RefSeq and is a predicted model, not a curated record. The coding region runs from base 1 to 222 and encodes 73 amino acids.